This is a messenger RNA of Polychytrium aggregatum, 3213 nucleotides long. Its product is annotated as tRNA synthetases class I, catalytic domain-containing protein. Gene Ontology annotation, cellular component: methionyl glutamyl tRNA synthetase complex; cytoplasm; cytosol. Lineage: Eukaryota; Fungi; Chytridiomycota; Chytridiomycetes; Polychytriales. The transcript is spliced from 14 exons. Gene Ontology annotation, molecular function: ATP binding; glutamate-tRNA ligase activity; tRNA binding. The record is from RefSeq and is a predicted model, not a curated record. The coding region runs from base 57 to 3110 and encodes 1017 amino acids. Gene Ontology annotation, biological process: translation; glutamyl-tRNA aminoacylation.
GCCAGGCUCAAUCUGUCCGCUUGCCUGUCUGCCGGCUGCGUCUCCCGAUCUGCACGAUGGCUCCUCCGAAAGUGAUCGUUUCCACCAAGGCCGCGGUGCAGCCCUUUGCCAUCCUGGCCGCCGCCAGCUACAUCAACAGCACCGUGAAUUCAAAUGCCAUUUCGCUGUCCUAUGACCACACCGAGGGCAAGGAAGCUGUUCUGCUUGCUGACCGCGAGGAAUUUGUCGGCACAAACAAGAUCAUUCGGUUCCUCGGCCGUACUUUCCCCAAGAGCAAGCUCUACGCGAACGACCCUGCCAACGCUGCGCAGGUCGACUUCUGGCUUGAUCUGGUUCAGGACACGCUCUACACCAACGAUUUCAAGCAGCUCGGCCCCAUUUUGGAACGCCUCAACCACCACCUGAAGCUCCGAUCGUUCUUUGUUGGAUACAGCGUCACCCUGGCUGAUAUUGCUGUCUGGGGCGCUUUGCGAGGCAACGUCAUCUUUGCUCGCCAAGUCAAGACCGGCAAAGAUGUGGGCGAGUACCUUGGCCGAUGGUACCAAUUUAUCUCCUCUCUGCCCUGGAUCCAGGAUGGUGUGAACGAUCUCAACAAGUCCAAGGAUGCUGGCAAGACCAAGAAAGCUGAUCAGGGCUCCUUUGACAUUGACCUUCCUGGGGCUGCUCCCGGCAAGGUGGUCACCCGCUUUCCUCCCGAGCCCAGUGGUUAUCUCCACAUUGGCCACGCCAAGGCCGCUCUUCUGAACGAGUAUUUUGCGCGUUUGUACAAUGGCAAGCUGCUGUUGCGCUUCGAUGACACCAACCCCUCCAAGGAAAAGUCUGAGUUCGAGGAGAGCAUCAAGGAGGACUUGUCUCUGCUUGAGAUCACCCCAGACCAAGUCAGCCAUACCUCGGACCACUUCCAAAGAAUGUAUGAACUAGCUAUUGACCUGAUCAAGAGCGGGAAAGCCUACGUCGACGAUACGCCCCAGGAACAGAUGCGCAACGAGAGAAUGAGCGGCACCGAGUCCAAGAACCGGAACAACCCUGUUGAGACCAACCUCCAGCGCUUCGAGGAAAUGCGCCAAGCCACUGAAUACGGACUCCAAUGCUGCCUCCGCGCCAAGAUCGACAUGAAGGCCAAGAACAAGGCACUGUGUGAUCCUGUCAUCUACCGCUGCAACCUGACCCCGCAUCACUACACGGGCACCAAGUGGAAGAUUUACCCGACCUACGACUUUGCCUGCCCGAUUGUCGAUGCCAUUGAGGGUGUUACCCAUGCUCUCCGUACCACCGAGUACCGUGACCGCAAUGCCCAGUACGAAUGGUUCCUGAAGGCCUUGAACCUGCGCAAGGUCCACAUCUGGGAGUUUAGCCGAAUCAACUUUAUCUACACCCUGCUGUCCAAGCGCAAGCUCACUUGGUUCGUCAACAACGGCCUCGUCGCCGGAUGGGACGACCCUCGCUUCCCCACCAUCCGUGGUGUUCGUCGUCGCGGCAUGACCGUGGAAGCUCUUCGCAACUAUAUCCUGAUGCAAGGCGCCUCCCAGAAGGAUAUGCUCUUGGAAUGGGACAAGAUCUGGUCCACCAACAAAAAGGCCAUCGACCCCGUUGCCCCCAGGCAUACGGCCCUCGAUCGCCUGCGAAUCGCCAAAUGCCAGAUCAUCGAUAAACGAUUUGAUCCUCACGCAAAGGAACUGCCCAAGCACAAGAAGAACCCCGAUGUGGGCGUUAAGCAGACAGUUUUCUCGCCCGAGAUUUACCUCGAAUGGGACGAUGCCAAGGAUCUCGAAGUCGGAGAGGAGGUCACUCUCAUGGACUGGGGCAACGCGAUUGUUGAGAAGAUCACCUGGAGUCUGGAUGGAUCCAGCUUCAUUGCCAUGAUUGAUCUCAAGCUCAACCUCGAAGGCGACUUCCGCAAGACCAAGAAGAAGCUCACUUGGCUGGCCCGUCCCCCAUCAGACCCCCGCACUCCCCACGAUGCUGAGACGGCGCCGAUCCGCCUCACCCUGAUUGAGUACACCUACUUGAUCAACAAAAAGAAGCUCGAGGAAGAUGAUGAAGUCACCGACUGCCUGACCCCUGUCUCGAUGUUCACCAAGGCCGCUUGGGGUGAUGGAAACCUUCGCCAUCUCAAGAAGGGUGAUAUCAUCCAGCUUGAGCGCAAGGGCUACUACAUUUGCGACAAGGCGUAUGACGCCGAGAAGCCGUUCUCGUCGGUAGAUCUGAUUCUUAUUCCGGACGGCAAAGCGGCCAGCUUGAGCAUCAAAUCCGAUGAGGCCCCUGCUUCCAAAGAGAAGGCUGCACCCAGCAAGGAUGUCACACCACCCAAGGCCGCAAGCACCAAGGAGGUCGUAACCCCGAAUGCAGGCGCCAAGCCAGUUGUGGCCGAGGCCCCCAAGUCCAAGCCCAUGUACCAUAUCCCUCCGAUUUACGGUACCAACGUUCAGCUGCCCGAGCCUAACUCCCUGCCCAUGUACAUCAUCCCCAACAUCUACGGACCAGCCGAGAUUGCGUCUGUCGAAUCUGCUCCCGCUGCGGUUGUCGAGCCAGUGGAGGCACCAACCAAGAUCAAAGCCUCCUCUAAGGAGGAGACCACCAAGGAGGUCGCCGCUGCGGCGCCUCAGGGCGAAGCCUCCCCAAUCACCAAGCUCGACAUCGUUGUUGGACACAUUAUUGAUGUCAAGAAGCAUCCUGACGCUGACUCCCUGUACGUUGAGCAGAUCGAUGUCGGUGAAGACAAACCCAGAGAGGUUGUUAGCGGCCUGGUCAAGUUCAUGACUGAGGACGAAGUGCGAGGCAAAACUAUCCUGGUGCUCAAGAAUAUGAAACCCGCCAAGAUGCGUGGCAUCACGUCGUAUGCGAUGGUUCUUUGUGCCUCAAAUGAGGACCACAGCAAGGUCGAGUUCCUGGUUCCUCCCGCCGGCAGCAAGCCAGGUGACAAAGUGUACUUUGAAGGAUAUCAAGGCGAGCCUGAAGCACAGCUCAAUCCCAAAAAGAAGGUCUUUGAGACUGUUCAGCCCGACUUCACAACUCGUGACGACCUGGUCGCAACCUGGAACGGCAUUCCCUUCAGGACCGCCAAGGGCGUCGUCAAAGCCAAAUCCCUGAAGGCAGCCCAUAUCAAGUGAGCGGCAUGACGGAUACUCCUUGGGAACCCCGAAUUCGGAUGUCUGACAUCAAUACAUAUCGUGCUCACAUUGUCCCGUUCAAGCGGAGCAAUCAAUAUCUGGA